CCCAGAAGGUCGCGCGGCAUCAACAGAAGGCACGUCAAUUCCUAGGGCGACGUAUUUUGCAGAAGCUGAGUUUCUGACGGUCUCCGGAUCCUAUAGUGCCAAGUGCGUUGGGCGCUUUGCUUCUCGAGGCGUCCUCCUUUCUCACCCUAAAGCAAUUGCCAUGAAGGAUUCGCUGGUACUGCAGAGCCGCGUUCCGGCGCACCCGGAUUCCCGCUGCUGGUUCCUGGCCUGGAACCCCACCGGGACCCUGCUGGCCUCAUGCGGAGGCGACCGGAAAAUUCGCAUCUGGGGCACCGAGGGUGACAGCUGGGUUUGCAAGUCUGUCCUUUCUGAAGGCCAUCAGCGCACCGUUAGGAAAGUGGCCUGGUCCCCGUGUGGAAAUUACCUGGCAUCUGCCAGCUUUGAUGCUACUACUUGCAUUUGGAAGAAGAACCAGGAUGACUUUGAGUGUGUGACCACUCUUGAGGGUCAUGAAAAUGAGGUCAAGUCAGUGGCUUGGGCCCCAUCAGGCAACCUCCUGGCCACCUGCAGCAGAGAUAAGAGUGUGUGGGUCUGGGAAGUUGAUGAAGAGGAUGAAUAUGAAUGUGUCAGUGUCCUCAACUCUCAUACGCAGGACGUUAAGCAUGUGGUUUGGCACCCAAGCCAGGAGCUUUUAGCUUCUGCUAGCUAUGAUGACACUGUGAAGCUAUACCAGGAAGAAGGGGAUGACUGGGUCUGCUGCGCCACCCUGGAAGGUCAUGAGUCCACUGUAUGGAGCAUAGCCUUUGAUCCCAGCGGCCAGCGUCUGGCAUCUUGCAGUGAUGACCGAACUGUGCGCAUAUGGCGCCAGUAUCUACCUGGCAAUGAACAAGGGGUGGCAUGCAGUGGCUCUGACCCCAGCUGGAAAUGUAUCUGCACUUUGUCGGGCUUCCACACCAGGACCAUUUACGACGUUGCUUGGUGUCAGCUGACAGGGGCCCUGGCUACAGCCUGUGGAGAUGAUGCCAUCCGAGUGUUUGAGGAAGAUCCAGGCUCAGACCCACAGCAGCCCACCUUCUCUCUGACAGCCCAUCUUCGUCAGGCCCAUUCCCAGGAUGUCAACUGUGUGGCUUGGAAUCCUAAGGAGCCAGGGCUCCUGGCCUCUUGUAGUGAUGAUGGGGAGGUAGCCUUCUGGGAGUAUCACCAGCCUGCAGGCCUCUGAGCUAGGAGGCCUACUUGAGUUGGGAGAUUCCCACAGCAAAUGUCCUAAGACUUUUCCUAGUCAUCAAGAUGACCUGAAGCAUCCUUGGCCUUCAUUUAGCUCAGGACCAUGCACAGUUUGCCGUCCUUGAUAUGAGGAAGCCAUUGGGCAGAGCCACGGAACAGCAGUAUAUUGUAUUAAAGGUUUGCUUGAUUUA
This is a messenger RNA of Apodemus sylvaticus (European woodmouse), 1376 nucleotides long. It is a transcript of the gene Ciao1, whose product is annotated as cytosolic iron-sulfur assembly component 1. NCBI's taxonomy places the organism in Eukaryota, Metazoa, Chordata, Mammalia, Rodentia, Muridae. Gene Ontology annotation, biological process: iron-sulfur cluster assembly. Gene Ontology annotation, molecular function: protein binding. The record is from RefSeq and is a predicted model, not a curated record. Gene Ontology annotation, cellular component: cytosolic [4Fe-4S] assembly targeting complex. The transcript has 7 exons. The coding region runs from base 161 to 1180 and encodes 339 amino acids.